This is a messenger RNA of Adineta steineri, 944 nucleotides long. NCBI's taxonomy places the organism in Eukaryota, Metazoa, Rotifera, Eurotatoria, Adinetida, Adinetidae. The record is from the annotation of a GenBank genome assembly.
AUGGGACGGCCAACUGCGAUAUUUUCAUUCCCAAUAAGAGAUAUUAAACAUCAACUUGCAUCAUUUGAUAUUGCAUUUAUCGACAAAAGUUUAUCAGGUGCUUGUGUAUUCACUGAUACAUGUGAAAAAGAUUUGAAAAUAUUAAAUCGAACAAAUGGAAUGUCUCCUAGUUUUACUGAACGAAAACAAUUUUAUGAAGUUUAUAAGAACGAUUCGGAAAUGAAUCAAGUUAAUACAUUUAUGUGUUUUCAUCCUGUAGGAAUGUGUGAAUUAUUUAUGCCAUUUAAUCGAACAUUGAUUAUUAUUGCUACAACUCGAUAUGAAUUAGGAAGACAUAAAAAAGAAGAAUGGGAAAACCUGAACAAUAAUCUUCGUAUUAUAGCUUCGAAUCCUCGGAACAUCAUAGCUGGAAAUAAUUUAUAUGAUGCAGAAUAUAUUCGAUAUUUUACUGGAAUUAAAGCAAUCGUUUUAACAUCAUUAUGUGCAUAUACAAAUGUGACAUAUUCGAGAAAAAAACAGAGACCUUUUCUUAUUGCUCCUAUACAUAACAAAAUAUUUCGCACUUUAUUCAAGUCAAAUCUAACAAACUCAUUAGAACGUUUAAGAGUAUCUAUAAAUGUAAAACAUCUACGAGAAGUAUACAACCGUUAUUCAUUUCGUCAUCUUAUUCAACAUCCUGCAAUAAUCUAUGUUCCAUAUCAAGUAUCAACUAUGAGCUUAUUUGAGCAAUAUCGAAUGAAUAUUCCAUUAUUCUUUCCAUCACUUGAUCUUUUAACUGAAUGGCAUUAUAAUUAUCGUGUUGUUGGAGAACGAACUUGGAGUGGAACAUCUGGACAAUUCAAAAAUUCUUCGACUGUAUCGGGUGUUUUAAGUUCUGAUAUUCCUGAUCCAAAUAAUGAAUUUGAUCGAAAUGCAAUACGUUAUUGGUUACAAUUUGCUGAUUU